Messenger RNA from Lottia gigantea (owl limpet), 1545 nucleotides. RefSeq lists its product as hypothetical. Gene Ontology annotation, molecular function: DNA binding. The transcript has 4 exons. NCBI's taxonomy places the organism in Eukaryota, Metazoa, Mollusca, Gastropoda, Lottiidae. Gene Ontology annotation, biological process: regulation of transcription by RNA polymerase II. The record is from RefSeq and is a predicted model, not a curated record. Bases 1 to 1545 code for a protein of 514 amino acids.
AUGAUACAACUGGAUAAUCUCAGACCCGUCCAUAAUGCACAAGGAUUAGGACAUUACGAUCCUCCCCAUACACAUACAUCAAAUACGUCACCGCUAGCCAUAACACAUACCAGUCGCCCCAACUUACCCACCGGCGAUAUACAACAUAAUGGCUUAAUUCAUUGGAAUCACGCCCAAACUACAAAUUAUGAUAAACAAGCCACAACUUAUGACCAACAAUCAACUGAAAAAUCAGAUGACGACGAAGAUGAAGAUGAUGAAUACCGACCCUUCACCCCACCACCACCGAGAGAAAGACUAAGUUACACCAGGUACCAGCUAGAAUUACUCAGUGGAAUAUAUGAAAAAGUUCGCUACCCAAACAGCACCCAGAAACAACUGAUUGCAAAACGUGUUGGAAUCACCAGGGAACAAGUUAAGAUUUGGUUCCAGAACAGGAGACGGAAAGAUGUUAUCAAUAACCCUAAAUCAAAGGACAAAGAUGAUUCAUCCAAUCCACCUACGAGUCCCCCACAAAACGAAACCAGUUCUAAAUGUGAUUCGAGCGACAAAAGCUCCUCCUCUCCAACGUCAAGCGAAGUUGAUGGUCCAAAAAUGGUACCCAAUGUUGUUCUUAAAAGUGUAAUCAAUGAACUUGAGAGGUUUGAAAAGACAGUUUUGAAAUCAAAAAAGACCAAAAAGAAAUCUAAGCAAAAGCAGCAAAAAAUUCAGCAGCAACAGCAACUUCAGCAAAAGAUGGCUGCAAUCGCAGCCGCAGCAGCCACAGCAGCCACAGCAGCCGCAACAGCCGCAUCGACAUCUUCCGUCCAACAAGUACCAGCAUCAAGCAGAGUUAAAGGUGUAUCUCUGUUCAAUGCUUACGAUAUGAUCUCACCACCAAACAAAGUGAUAACGCCAGGUUUUCUGGACACAACAGUGAACCGAUUCAGUCAUUCCAAAUCGUCCUCAGCUUUCCAAGAUCCGAAAUCUUCCUCGGACCAAAACACAUCACCAACGCUGGUUCAGGGUUAUCAACAGCUUCCAAACCCCAUCUCUGUCUUACCAAACGAAUAUUCAUCGCACAAUUCUACAGUGAUGACACCGCAUCUCAACAACCAACCAAAAGGACACUCGGUGUUUGAAAAUAUCCCAGUCUUGGCUGACUUACUUGGGUACAGACCAGGUGAUAAAACACCCAAACAACCAAUGGGACAUACAUUUAGCCCGCAUCAUCCAUUUACCUCUCCGCGAAAUAAUUCUGAUCGUUGCUACAGUGAUAUACCAGGUAGCGUCAAUCAUGGAUCGUUAGGCGUGAACCGCGUAUUCCCAUUUCCGUUUAUAGCAGAUGCUCCAGUUAUGUUAUCGUCUGUUCGACAUCCCGAUCCAUAUCGCCCACCAGUUCAUUACCUGCAUCACCAACAUACAGAAGAUCCUUACCAACCGUUCAUGAUAUCUUCCUUCAGUAAUCCAUACUAUUCCACAUCCGCGGCACCAUCACAAACAUGGCCGCCACAACAAACGCCAUCUAGUGACAAUUCUUAUACAGCAGGUGCUCCCGUUUUAUGA